This is a messenger RNA of Neopelma chrysocephalum (saffron-crested tyrant-manakin), 4699 nucleotides long. It is a transcript of the gene RHOBTB2, whose product is annotated as Rho related BTB domain containing 2. Lineage: Eukaryota; Metazoa; Chordata; Aves; Passeriformes; Pipridae. The coding region runs from base 177 to 2456 and encodes 759 amino acids. The transcript has 11 exons. Gene Ontology annotation, biological process: small GTPase-mediated signal transduction. The record is from RefSeq and is a predicted model, not a curated record. Gene Ontology annotation, molecular function: GTP binding; protein binding; GTPase activity.
CAGGGGAAGGAGGGACAGCCCUGCUGCCCUGCCUGGCUCCAGAGCUCCCAGGAGGGCAAACCAAACAUGCUGGAGGGCUCGCUGCUCUGCUGGCCACCCCGGGAGCCAGGCACUGCCCGGGCUGCCUGAGCCCACAGGGAAGGCUCUUAGGCCAAGGAGUCUGCCAAGAGAAAGAGAUGGAAAGCCAAGGGAAAGGCAGCCCCGCCGGGAAGAUGACUGCCAUGGCUCGCAGCCUGUCCCAAUUAAUGGAUUCUGACAUGGAUUAUGAGAGGCCAAACGUAGAAACUAUCAAGUGCGUCGUGGUCGGGGACAACGCGGUGGGCAAGACCCGACUCAUCUGCGCCCGCGCCUGCAACGCCACGCUGACCCAGUACCAGCUCCUCGCCACCCACGUGCCCACGGUGUGGGCCAUCGACCAGUACCGCGUCUGCCAGGAGGUGCUGGAGCGCUCCCGGGACGUGGUAGACGAUGUCAGCGUGUCCUUGCGGCUCUGGGAUACCUUUGGUGACCACCACAAGGACAGGCGCUUUGCCUACGGCAGGUCCGACGUCGUGGUUCUGUGCUUCUCCAUCGCCAACCCCAACUCCCUGCACCACGUGAAGACCAUGUGGUACCCGGAGAUCAAGCACUUCUGCCCCCGCGCGCCCGUCAUCCUGGUGGGCUGCCAGCUCGACCUGCGCUACGCCGACCUGGAGGCCGUCAACCGGGCGCGGCGGCCCUUGGCCAGGCCGAUCAAACCUAACGAGAUCCUGCCCCCGGAGAAGGGGAGGGAGGUCGCCAAGGAGCUGGGGAUCCCCUACUACGAGACGAGCGUGGUGGCCCAGUUUGGCGUCAAGGACGUCUUUGACAACGCCAUCCGCGCCGCCCUCAUCUCCCGCCGCCACCUGCAGUUCUGGAAGUCCCACCUCCGCAACGUGCAGAGGCCCCUUCUCCAAGCCCCCUUCCUGCCCCCCAAGCCCCCUCCGCCCAUCAUCAUCGUCCCGGACCCCCCUUCCAACAACGAGGAGCGUCCAGCCCACCUCUUAGAGGACCCCCUGUGCGCGGACGUCAUCCUGGUGCUGCAAGAGAAGAUCAAAAUCUACGCACACAAGAUCUACCUCUCCACCUCCUCCUCCAAGUUCUACGACCUGUUCCUCAUGGACCUGAGCGAGGAGGACCAGCAGGGCGCCGCGGGGCACGGCUUCGGGGUGGCCGUCACGGCGGCCGCCGAGCGGAUGCUGCACCAGGAGGAGAGGCACCACGGGCGGGAUUUCCUCCUCAGGGCCGCCAGCUUCGAUAUCUGCGAGAGCACCGAGGAGGCCGGAUCCGGCCAGCGCAAACCGUGCCUUAGAGCCUCCACCAGUGACGGGAUCCUGCGGGGCAACCGCUACGAGAACGGGGAGCGCGGGCUGCGGCGGGGCAGGAACCUCUCCUCGUGGAGCCGGGCUUUCACCAGCAUCCAGGAGGAGAUGGCCGAAGACCCGCUGACCUACAAGUCCAAGCUGAUGGUGGUGGUGAAGAUGGACGCUUCCAUCCAGCCGGGUCCCUUCCGGGCCGUGCUGAAGUACCUGUACACGGGGGAGCUGGAUGAGAACGAGCGGGACCUCAUGCACAUCGCUCACAUCGCCGAGCUGCUGGAGGUCUUCGACCUCCGGAUGAUGGUGGCCAACAUCCUCAACAACGAGGCGUUCAUGAACCAGGAGAUCACCAAAGCCUUCCACGUCCGGAGGACCAACCGGGUGAAGGAAUGCCUGGCCAAGGGGACUUUCUCGGAUGUCACCUUCGUGCUGGAUGACGGUGCUAUCAGUGCCCACAAGCCCCUGCUCAUCUCCAGCUGCGACUGGAUGGCUGCGAUGUUCGGUGGCCCCUUCGUGGAGAGCUCCACCAACGAGGUGGCACUUCCUCACACCAGCAAGAGCUGCAUGCGGGCGGUGCUGGAGUACCUGUACACGGGGCAGUUCAGCUCCAGCCCCGACCUGGACGACAUGAAGCUCAUCAUCCUCGCCAACCGCCUCUGCCUGCCGCACCUGGUGGCUCUCACAGAGCAGUACACGGUCACCGGCUUGAUGGAGGCGGCCCAGAUGAUGGUGGACAUCGAUGGGGACGUGCUCGUGUUCCUGGAGCUGGCUCAGUUCCACUGCGCCUACCAGCUCGCCGACUGGUGCCUCCAUCACAUCUGCACCAACUACAACAACGUCUGCCGCAAGUUCCCCCGGGACAUGAAGGCCAUGUCGGGAGAGAACCAGGAGUACUUCGAGAAGCACCGCUGGCCGCCGGUGUGGUACCUGAAGGAGGAGGAUCACUACCAGCGGGCGAAGAAGGAGCGGGAGAAGGAAGACUACCUCCACCUCAAACGGCAGCCCAAGAGGCGGUGGCUCUUCUGGAACGCCUCCUCCUCCCCUUCUUCCUCUCCUUCAUCGUCAGCAGCCACAGCCUCCUCUUCGUCCUCCUCCUCCUCCUCCUCGGCUGUGGUUUGAAGGCCCGUCCUUGCCCUGGCUCCAGCAUCCCUGGGAGGAGACGGGGAGGAGGAGGAGGAGGAGGAGGAAGCAGGGGGUGACCUGCCCCAGCGCCAGGCGUGCAGCGGACGCCACGGGCCGAAGCCCCAGAGGAGAUGGUGGCCACGGGGGUCUGUCCCUGUGGUGGGGGGGCUCAGGGCCAGCCCCUGGUGCUCCUGGAGCCCUGCUCUCCCCACGCCGCGGUGCCAGCGCUGCAGGACUGGCAGAGCCCGAGCAGCAGGAGAAACUCAUGUUUACAGGAGCACGAGGGCUGUGUUGUGGUUUCAUUUUGGAUUUUUUUUUUUUGUAUGUUUGUUUGUUUGGAACAUCAGCAGCAUGAGGAAGAAGAAGAAGAAGAAACGCAUCCCGCUUCCACUUUGAUUUGUAACCAGAAGCUGUGGGAUAUGGUUUGUGUGUCUGAUGGCACCAGGAGCCACUGUGGGGGUCCUGCCACCCCCUUUGACUCACAGCAGGGUCAGGCACAGUGCAGGGGACCCUGGUCCCCAAAUGCCUCCAGGCACUGCAGCAUAUUCCCCUGCCAGUGGGGUCUGUCCCUAAUUCAGGGCGUGGAGGGGACCGGAGUCCUCUCCUCCCCAUUCUUAACUUUUUGUUUAAAAAAGAAAACUUAAAGCAAAAAAACCCAACCCGAUCCCAAACCCACUCCCCCAACCUGCCACACCAGAAACCAACCCCAGGCCCUUGGCUUGGGCUUUUAGCCUGGAAGGCUCCAUUGUAAUAAAUGGUAUUUUCAAAGCCCAGCGUGGUCCCUGUGUGUUUGGGAGGGAGCGCCUGGACACAGCACAUCCUUGUGCCCUGCUUGGGGGGACACCAUCACCCCCCUUCCAGCGCUCCCGGGAUGGACAGGGACAGGGAAGCACUGCAGGAUCCAUCCAUCCAUCCAUCAAAACCCCUUGUGCAAGGAGAGGUGGCUUUCCCAUCAGACUAACUCUGCAUGUCCCAACCUGUGUCCCUGCAGGUCCACAGCCCCAGGGCUCUGCAGGGCUGCCAGGCAGGCCAGGAAGGACCCAAACCUCCGCUCGCCCUCCCCAGCUGGGAUGGGGAAGAGCCCAUCCCUGGCAGAGGCUGCAGCUGGAGGGAGCACAUAGGGAUGCUCCCGGUGCAUCCCCUCCCACUCCACCUUGCUCCUCUUCCCAGCUGGCUUCGCAGAGCACCUUGGAGCCUCUCAUUCCACAUGGAUGCAGGAGCGAGGUGGCAGCUCCAGCGAGCUCACUCUGGGUGUUCUCCCCCUCUGCAGCCCCAGCGAGCAGGUAGGACCACGAGUUUCUUUCCCUUUCCUCUGCGGGCGCUGCCCGGUCCCGUGUGCCUCCCCCAGGCCAGGCCCCGAGCCCCCGUGUCCCAGCCCUCCAUCCUGCACGUGCCUGGCUCUGCAGGAGCUCCCUGCCCAGGUUUGCAUGCUCGGGAGGCACAAGGGGGGACAGGACCUUUUGGUCCUGGUAGGGCCCCCCAGAGCUCCUGCUUUUCGCACCCGCCCCAGCGCUACCGAUAAAACCCAACUGCAGUGCGGGGGCUGGUGGGCAGCCCCAGGGGCUUUUUGGGGGCCAGCAGAGCCCCCUCUUCUCACUUAAGCACUGCAUGGAUUUGCCACACAGCUACUGCAGCACACAGAGCCCUGGCUGGGUGGAGCCGGAGCAGCUCUGGCCCCGGGUCAGCGUCGCGUGGUUCCCCCUUGGCCCCGGGGUCCCACCCCUGCUCGAGGGACAGAUUUCACCCUCCUUGUUCUUGCAGGGAGCAAAGAGCACAGGACUCAUGGUGUAGGGGUAAAGGCAGAGGCCAGGUUGGCUGCUGAGGGCUUUUUCCCCCGGCAGAAGCAUCGCUGGUGGGGACCGUUCCCGGUGGGAUGCACGAAUUCCAUGGGCUGGGUCCUUGGCACCACACGGAGCAGCUGCUGAGCAUCUGGUCCAGCUCCUUUGGUGCCCACUGAAACCCUGGCAGAGCACGGGGUGGGGGUGGGGGGGAAUAAAACCAGACGAGAAAUCAGGAGGAUUUUUUUUUUUUUUAAAAAGUUAAUUCUUCCUUCAUAAAGAGAAAUGUAAAAACUGGAAAAUAAAGCAAACUGGCUGGGCCAGAGCUCUGUAUAAAACACACUCAAUCAUGCAUACCAAAAUACCAAUAUUUUUAUAUUAACUUUUAAGUUAACGUAUGUAAACAGUUGCUAAAUAAAUACAUAAAUACACAACUCCUGCUUGCGUCCACGUGGUUUUUUC